AUGGCCCGACCUUGGUGGGGCUGCUGCCCCUGGCUUGUCCUUCUCUGUGCUUGUGCCUGGGGCCACCCAAAGCCAGCAGACCUUGGAAGACAGGAUGUGAGAAACUGUUCCACCAGCCCUCCGUAUCUCCCGGCUACGGCGGUCAACACCACUGUGCAGCUCGCAGCCCUCCGCCAACAGUUGCAGGUCUGGAAUCUCUCCGCAUAUAUCAUCCCAGAAGCGGACGCCCACAUGAGCGAGUACGUUGGCGACCAUGACAAGAGGCGUGCGUGGAUGACAGGCUUCACAGGGUCCGCAGGAAUGGCUGUGGUGACGCUGGCGAAAGCCGCUCUCUGGACUGACAGUCGCUACUGGACGCAGGCUGAGAGGCAGAUGGACUGCAACUGGGAACUCCAUAAGGAAGUUGAUACCAUUGACUGGCUCCUUGAGGAGAUUCCUGCUGGAGGGCAAGUGGGCUUUGACCCCUUCCUCUUCUCCAUAGACUCCUGGCAGACCUAUGAACUGGCCUUCAGAGAGACAGACAAGGAGCUGGUAUCCAUCACCGACAACCUUGUGGAUCUAGUGUGGGGGGCAGAGAGGCCCCCUGUUCCCAGCCAGCCGAUUUAUGUCCUGCGGGAUGAGUUCACAGGGAGCACCUGGCAGGAAAAAGUCUCUGACAUCCGCCGCCAGAUGCAGAAGCAUCACAAGGCCCCGACGGCUGUCCUCCUGUCAGCGCUUGAUGAGACAGCCUGGCUUUUCAACCUUCGCAGCAGCGACAUCCCAUACAACCCCUUCUUCUACUCCUACACGCUGCUCACCGACUCCACCAUCAGGCUGUUUGCCAACAAGAGUCGUUUUAGUUCUGAUACACUACAGUCCCUCAACUCCGGCUGCACGGGUGCCAUGUGUGUGCAGAUUGAGGACUACAGCCAAGUCCGAGACAGCGUCCAGGCCUACGCUGCAGGGGAUGUGCGCAUCUGGAUUGGGACCAGCUUCACUACAUAUGGCCUCUAUGAAGUGAUACCCAUGGAGAAGCUCGUGGCUGAGUCCUACUCCCCUGUGAUGGUAACGAAGUCGGUGAAAAACAGCAAGGAGCAGGCCCUCCUCAGGGCCAGCCAUGUGCGGGACGCCGUGGCCGUAAUCCGGUACUUGGUCUGGCUGGAGAAGAAUGUGCCCAAAGGCACAGUGAACGAGUUCUUGGGGGCGGAGAGGGUGAACAAGCUCCGACGUGAGGAAGUCUUCUCCUCAGGACCCAGUUUUGAGACCAUCUCUGCAAGUGGCCUGAAUGCCGCCCUGGCCCACUACAGCCCCACCAAGGAGGUGAACCGCCAGCUGUCUGCCAACGAGGUUUACCUGCUGGAUUCUGGGGGACAGUACUGGGAUGGCACCACGGAUAUCACCAGGACAGUUCACUGGGGCACCCCCACUGCUUUCCAGAAGGAAGCGUACACCCGAGUGCUGAUGGGAAACAUUGACUUGUCCAGACUCGUCUUUCCUGCUGAUACCUCAGGGCGAGUGAUAGAGGCCUUCGCCCGCAAAGCCUUGUGGGAUGCUGGGCUCAAUUAUGGCCAUGGAACAGGUCAUGGCAUCGGCAACUUCCUGUGUGUGCACGAAUGGCCAGUGGGAUUCCAGUACAACAACCUGCCCAUGGCCAAGGGCAUGUUCACUUCUAUUGAACCUGGUUACUAUCACGAUGGAGAAUUUGGGAUCCGUAUUGAAGAUGUGGCCCUUGUGGUAGAAGCAGAGACCAAGUACUCAGGAACUUACCUGACCUUUGAAGUGGUAUCCCUUGUGCCUUAUGACCAGAACCUCAUUGACGUCAGCCUGCUGUCCCCUGAGCAGCUCCAGUACCUGAACGACUACUACAAGACCAUCCGGGAAAAGGUGGGCCCAGAGCUACAGAGGCGCGAGCUCCUGGAGGAGUUUGAAUGGCUGCAGAAGCACACAGAGCCCCUGGCCGCCAGGGCCUCCCCCACAGCCUCCCUAGCCGCUGUGGUGGCAGCCUCUACUCUUGCUGUUGUCGGCUGGAGUGUCUAA
Molecule: messenger RNA, 2016 nt
Organism: Elephantulus edwardii (Cape elephant shrew)
Lineage: Eukaryota; Metazoa; Chordata; Mammalia; Macroscelidea; Macroscelididae
Gene: XPNPEP2
Product: X-prolyl aminopeptidase (aminopeptidase P) 2, membrane-bound
Exons: 21
Coding region: 1-2016 (671 amino acids)
Molecular function (GO): metalloaminopeptidase activity
Source: RefSeq, a predicted model, not a curated record